Messenger RNA from Knipowitschia caucasica, 474 nucleotides. NCBI's taxonomy places the organism in Eukaryota, Metazoa, Chordata, Actinopteri, Gobiiformes, Gobiidae. The record is from the annotation of a GenBank genome assembly.
AUGACCACAGACCCCCCCUCCUGGACCUCCCCCUCCGCUCGCCUCACUCUGCCCCAGCUCCCCUCAUCCAUCACGGCCUUUAUUGAAGUAUCGCUGGCCCCGGUCUCGCACGGCGAUCGACCGGGCGGACAAAGCCGUGUUGACUGCGCUCGGCCGUCGAACUAUCCGCCCAUUGAUAAAGCAUUAGAUUCAAGUCAUGUCCCAUUGUGCCGUUCAUACUGUGUGUCCCCCGGGGGCCUCGACGACGCCCUGACGCUGGUCCGAGCGAAUCCAGGUUUUUGUGUGUUCUGCCUCGUGCUGUGGACGAGAGGCUUAGAGGAGGACGAGGAGCUGCAGAGCUGGAGCUGCUCGGACAGGACUGGGAGCCGCGUGGAUCACGUCCAGAUUAAACAAAACAUGUCCUGGACCCGGUUCAAAGACUCCACAGAGGACACACACAAACCAGUUGCUGAUGAGGUUUUCUAUCCUCUUUGA